Messenger RNA from Bicyclus anynana (squinting bush brown), 8726 nucleotides. It is a transcript of the gene Rint1, whose product is annotated as RAD50-interacting protein 1. The transcript is spliced from 14 exons. Gene Ontology annotation, biological process: regulation of ER to Golgi vesicle-mediated transport; endoplasmic reticulum to Golgi vesicle-mediated transport; retrograde vesicle-mediated transport, Golgi to endoplasmic reticulum. Lineage: Eukaryota; Metazoa; Arthropoda; Insecta; Lepidoptera; Nymphalidae. Gene Ontology annotation, cellular component: Dsl1/NZR complex. The record is from RefSeq and is a predicted model, not a curated record. The coding region runs from base 220 to 2760 and encodes 846 amino acids.
ACAGAUUCUAAUAAGUUGCAAAAUAAAGAGCCUAAAGCUGUAAGAAAAAUUAAAAAAUGGCAAUGAGAUCAAGAAAAUCAAUAAUGCUGAAAUAAAAAUAGAAACGUGAAAAAUUAUAAUAAAACUACAGUUCAAUUCUGAGAUAAUUUUGAAUCUAAAAUCAUUAUGAUAAUUCUUUAAUUUGCACUUAAACUGUGAGUGAUUAUCAAAAGUAAGAAGAUGGAAGAGGAAAAGUCUCAUUUAAAUGAAGAGACAAAAAAGGAAAUAAUACAAAGUUUAAAUAAUACAAUCGGUGCUGAUGUUAACAAUCUAUCCGGUGCAUGCUCUUUAGAAUCUGAAUUGAAUCGUAAGAAGGCAUCGUUACAAAGUAUCUUAAGUGCGUCAAGUGAUGAAGUUCCAACUAAACUACCCUCUGCAAUUAAAAAAGCUGAAUCAAACUCAAAACAAAUAGACAAUAUUCGAGACAAAAGAUGUCACCUAAUAAAGAAAUUAGAGAGCUUUUUCACCAGAACCGAGCCUCUUACAAAAGAGCUCGACAAAAGGUUCAAAGACAUUGGCAGGCUAGAGGAAGUGGUUUCAUAUUUUAACAUGUACUCCAUGAUGGAUGAUAUAAGCAAUGAAAUGAAACAAUGUAAAGAUGAUGAACAACUGGUCACUCUGUAUACAAAGAUGAAGCAAAUAUGCAUUGAAAAUCAAAAAGCUCACCAGGCUGCUCAUUUGAAAGAAUACACACAUUAUUGGCAUAAUGUUUUAAAAGACCAUCUGACCAAGCAUUAUGAAGAUGUACUUAAACAAAUAAACUGGCCAUUGUCUUCAGCGGAGACUCCACAGCUGUCGAAAGAAGUGUUAAAUAAAUUCUCCAAUCUAACCCGAUAUUUGUUCCUCAUACAAGAACCUAAAGAUAUAACAGCAACUACUUCUACAGGAGACUUCGUACAAGGACAAGACCCAUGUCUCCCGGUGCGAGUUCUACUGCGGCCUUUGAAAAAGCGGUUCGCGUUUCAUUUCACGGGAUCACGUCAAACUGCCCGGAUUGACCGCCCGGAGUGGUUCCUCACCCAAACCUUGACCUGGAUAAAGGAUCACCAGGAAUUUGUUAAGACCAACGUGCAACCUAUCGCUGAGAAGCUGCAAAUUAAAGAUGUUAAUGCUGUGGAUGAAUUUAACGCUGGUCUGAUAGCAUUGGCCGCUGAAAGACUGCAUACAGUGCUCGGUAUAUACAACACGCAAGGUACGAAGGGAGAGAUGCUGGACGUGGAUGCUGCGUUCGCCCACGCCGUGGACGAGACACUCGGAUUCCACAAGGAACUGACUGCCAUAACUGGCACAGAAGUCAACAGUGUCAUAUCUGUCUUGACUAAAGCGGAAACUUUCAUUGUAUGGUUGGCUGUUGAAAAAAAAUAUGCUCUAGCAAAAAUGGACGAAACGUUGGGCAGUGACCAAUGGGUGGAGCCGGUGGCGGCGGGCGUUGGCGCGGCCGUUGGCUCCGUGCUAUGGGUGCCGCGUGGUGCUGACUGGUUCAUAACGCUGCUGAAGACCAUUGAGGACAGAUACGCCAUGCUGCCGCAGCCUGGACACCGAUUACAAUUCCUGGAGCUCCAAUUAGAACUCAUAGAAGAAUGGCGCAUCCGUCUGACUCAGCUGCUAAACGCAGCCACGUCGAACCUGAAGCCCGACUCGUUCCUCAUGCCGGGCCCGCAUCCUCUCAUAGCGAUCAUCAACGCGGGCCACUACGUGCGAACCGUGCUGUUGCAGUGGGCACAUUCGCUGCACUACCUCCAGUUGCACUUCUAUAGGCGCCAGUUCCUGCAGUACACACAGCAGCAGCACAAGGACGAUGAGGCUGGCGGUGCAGAUAUGGACGACGACAGCGAGUCUACCAGCAGUUUGGACAGCGAUGACACCACCGGCGACGAUACCACCAGACACGGCUACGCUGAAGCUAAGGAAGAUCCUGAUCCAAGUCUAUCAUUGAACGAAGUAGAAGAGCGAGCCAAGACUCAGGCCCUGAAAGAAGUGACUAAGCGACGAACUUUGGCUUACAAAAUCAGCCCUCUGGAUAUUAUUCCCGCUAUCGUCAACCUGGCAGUGGCCGAGCCUCUCGCUGAAGAGGACCCGGAGGAGGGCGGCGUGUUCGUUGACGCGCCCGCACUCCAGGACCUCCUGAAGCACAUGGGCGUGUCAGCGCUCGUGGAGCACAUCCUGCUAGAAUUCAAGGCCACCAUACGCGACUAUAAGAACCAGAAAUGGCACGCCAUGAUAACAAUGGAGGCGCGCGCGCUGAGCGUGUCGUCGCCGCUGUGCGCGCCGCUGUCGGCGCUGUGCGCGCGCCUCGCCAUCGCGACCGGCGCGCUGGCGCCGCAGAUCGCCGAAAGCCUGCGAGCGCGCCUCGCCACGGACGUCGACGAUUACAUCUUUGAGGAGGUGGUGCUAGAGAGCUGGUUCAACACGGGCGGCACCAUUCAGUUCACGUACGACGUGAAGAGGAACCUCGUGCCCUCGCUGUCGCCGCUCAACAAGCACACUCCACACACCAAGCCGUUGCCCAAACUGCUCGAAGCCUGUAUAAUCCUGAACUUGGACUACGAAGACGCGCGUCACCUGCGCUCGCUUCUACUGAAACAACCCAAAGAUGGCGCAACCACCCUCAUCACCAACGGCAUAACCCACAUCGAGCCCAACCAAGUGACCAGGAUCCUCAACCAGAGGACCGACCUCAGUGAUGUCGCUUCACCGUCUUCGGUGAUGGAAUUAUUCUGAAGCUUCGAAGGAGGUGGCGUCUAAACAGUGAAAAUACCAUCGCACUUGAGCGUAUAAGGUGGAUUGUUCCUCGCUUUGUAUCACACGUUUCAGUUGUAUUAAACAACAUGCAAAUGGUCGAUUUUAUCAUUCGAUUGUAAUGCGUAACUAGUUUCAAAACUAUUUGGAAUCGUGAAUCACGGAAGAAGGAAAGAAAGAAAUAACGUUUAUUCUAAAAUUGUACCUACACACACCACAAUACCUAAGCACCAUUGUACACAAAUGUGAUGCGAUGCGUCCGAUACGUACUAUACGGAUCAGUUGAUGCCUACCAUAAAAAGGAAGAAAUUAAUUUUCUAUGAAACUCGUUUCAGAGAAAAAUAUAAUAUUUAAAAUACAAAUGCGAUGUGAUCCCAAGCAUUAUGAUAUACACCAAAUAUUUUUAUAAAAUUAAGAAAGAAAUAAUUAAGUGUCUCGGAUAGUUUCGAAACUAGUCGAGUGAUUUCAACAAAACAUUGUUUAUUUACUCCAUAAUGCGCUUUUUUAUGAAUUCGAUUAUAAUCUUUUGCUAAAUCUUGACAUUCCUUGACACUUUCUAAUACACGCUAUUCUUUAUUUUGAAUCAAAAAGUGUAUAUUAUUAAAUACAUAUCUAGUUUGUGGAUUUAUAACAAAUUUAAUUUAGAGCAUUUACUUAAUCAUUACACAAUAAUUUGACUUUUAUGUAACAACUCUUCACUACUUCUGGCUAACAGAAAAUCUGAACAUCAAAAAAUUUAUCUUUUUAAUUUUAAAUAAUUAUCUAUACUUCUAUAUCUAUACUAAUAUUAUAAAGAGGUAAAGUUUGUAAGUUUGUAAGUUUGUCACAUUUUUUAAAUGGGGUAAUCUUCGGAACUACUGGCCCGAUUUCAAAAAUUCUUUCACCAGUAGAAUGCUACAUUAUCGGGGAGUGCUAUAGGCUAUAUUUUAUAUUAGUAUGAUAUAUAUUCGUCGAGUUAACACAGUUUUUGUCAUACAGGUCAGACCGAAAAUCCUCUUAAGCAGACUUAUUCGCAUGCGCUGCCUAAACCAUUGUGUAAAAUUGAAAUUAAUGUAUGGAGGCUUUAUGUAUCUUCAAAAGUUCUACAAAAAACUCCGCGACACCAUAUAUCUAUCUUCUAUAUAUUAGCAGAUAUAGUACCUUUUGUGUUUUAAAAAUUAUAAAUUUUAUAUACUUAGGUUUGCGUCAUUAUUUAUGCUACUUAACUUAAAUCCUUAUCAAAAUAAAUUAUUUAAUAAUCACAAGGAUAUUAUGGAGAUAAGAUUUGCCCUUUAUAGUAUGUUAAUUAGUUAAAUAGUUUCGGAGAUAAUGCAAAAUUUCUAAAAGACGCAGAAAUUCCGCUACAUGACGCCCCGCGCUUUCAAUUACGUAGUUCCCGUUCCUGUGUGAAUAUGGGAAUCAAACAUAGCCUAUGACACUUGCAAAUAACGUAGCUUUCUAUUGGUAAAACAAUCUUUCAAAUCGGUCCAGAAGUCUCUAUUUUCCUUUGUUAUCGCACCACGCUCAUAGGGCUGGACCGAUUUUGCUAAGGUAAGGUAGGGAAGGUAUAGGGUAGGGAAAGGGAAGAUUACGGGUAGGGUAGGGUACGGGUAGGGUAGGGGUAGGAUACAGUUAGGGUACGGGUAGGGUAGGAGUAGGGUAGAGGUAGGAGAUCGAUACUAAAGCCUAUUUUCUAUUUUUUGUCUGUCUGUUUGCCUUUUUUUGACCGGGCAUCACGCUGAAACUACAGAAUGAAUUCAAAUGAUACUUAAGACGAUUUGAGACCAUAAUACGUAGAAGGAUAAUAGGAUACUUUUUGUCGCGAAAACAAAAUCAGAAAUGGGUGAAGUAGGGGUAGAAAGUUUGUACGGAAGGUCCUUAAUUUUUCUAGGUACAUUUGUAAAUGUAAAAUGAUAAGUGGACUAUUUAUACGGUAUAAGUUAUAAAACUUGCAAAAUAGAAUGUGAAAUAAUGGUUGACAUCGAUUUUUACGCGGACGAAGUCGCGGGCGUCCGCUAGUAUACUUAUAAAAUCCCUUGUACAAUUUUUUGAUUGUUAAUUAUGUUAUAUUAGUAAACUAUUUUGCCUUUUGGACAUUUUUUUCUUUUUGUAUUCAAAAUACACUUCCUCAACAAAUCCCUAUACAAAAUUUAUAGAACGAGAACGCUCGCGUGCGUGGCAUUUGAGAUGUACGCUACCUCCUUAGGAUAGUAUGUGUUUUAGUCAAAUAUAUUUUAUUCAUAGAUACAUUAAUGUAUUAAAUACAUAUAUCAUUUAUGUAUUGAAUACAUGUAUCAUUUGUGUAAUCUGUAUCUUUACUAUUUAGUUCUGUAUUGUAACACUAUUGUAUUAUUGUCUGUAUUGAUGUAUUUUGUUGAUGCCUUUUUAUAAUUUAAUUAAAAAGGUGUAUCUCCUGUCAAUGAUUAAAAAUUGACAUUCAAAAAUAUAAAAUGUGUUUAUAAAUUUUAUUUAUCUGUACCAUAUUUUUUGCAGUAGUAUUAUUGUCUGUAUCGGUGUCUAGAUGUUGAUGCUUUUUUAUAAUUUUAUUUUAAAAAUGGUGACAUUUACCAUUAUAAAAUGUAUUACAUUAUUUAUUUGUAUUAGAACUGUUGCAGUAAUAUUCCUAUAUAGACAUAUAUUGGUGUAUAGAUGUUUAUGCUUUUUUAGAAUUUAAUUUUUAAAAGGUGUAUUUUCUCUCGAUGUUUAAUCGUGACAUUUUAAAUUGUAAAAUAAUAUGUCAAAUCUAUAUUAAAACAUCUGCGACAAUGUCUGUAUCGUUCUAUAGAUGUUUUGUAGUUUUACUUUGAAUAUGUGUGUAUUCAAUAUUCAAUGGUUGAUGUUCAAAAAUAUUAAAUGUUUUAUAUUAUAAUUCAUCAGUGUAUCUAAUGUAUUAUUGUCUGUAUUGAUGUAUACGAAUAGGUGUUACGCCAAUGUAUAAUUUCAUUUUAAAAAGGUGUAUAUUUGUCUUUUUUCAAUAUUCAAACGUGAAUUUUUAAUGAAAACAUUAUAUUAUUUGUCUGUUUUGUACAUGUUGUAUUAAAUGUAUUAUUGCCCUGUAUUGGUGUAUAGGUGUUUAUUCCUUUUAAUAAGUGUAUAUUUCUCAAUUAUUUGCGAAUUUCGUACAUGGUAAUUGUGUUAAUUUAUUUGUCUGUAUGGUAAAUGUAAUAUUGAUAUUGAUGUCUCAUUAUUAUUAUAUGUUUAAUAUAAUUAAUGCUUUUUAUUAUAAUUUCAUUUUAAAAAGGUAUUUAUUUACUAAAUUUAAUUAAAUGCGACAGUAAAAAGUAUAAAAUGUAAUUGAAAAAAAAAUAGAUUGUGUAUAUUCGUGCAUAUACAAAAUGUAUCAAAUUAUUUAGUGUUCUAAUCAAUUGAUGUCUAUGAGCCGUUUAUAAUAAUCUAUUUAUUUAUGUGUCUGUAGGUUGCUUAGCGACAUUGUUGUUUAAUGUAAUAUUGGAUGGAGUUAUUUAGGUAAUAACAAUUAUGUUAAACAAUAUAAUAAUAAAAGAUUACCGAUUUAUUAAUUCUACGACAUUUUACGCCAACGCUUGCUUGAUUGUUGAAAAAGCAGAGAAUGUUGCGUUAAAUUGUAUUCUCAAUUCAUUAUUAGGUAGGAACAAUAAUUUAAAAUUGUACUACUCUUACAAAUAGUGUAUCGACGCAGUUCAUUGUAAUAAAGGUCGCUGCAUACGAAACGUUAAAACGUAGACGGGGCGGCAAUAUCAUCGUUUUAUUGUAUACAUCGUGUUCAAGUUUUCUUCGUCUUAAACCGAAUUCCCUCAUAAUGUACCCAAUGUAUAUUAUCCCAAUGUAUGUUAUUGUAAAAAAAAAAAACAAAGUUCAAUUCAACGAUUGUAACAAAUUUUCAAAAAUCGAUUAUUUUAAAUCAUUAUUUUCCUUGCCGUUCUGCGGCUUAUCGGUCCCUUUGAAGCAUUCAGAAUUUAACAUUAUGGUGUAAUUUUUUUAUAAGUUAAAAGCUUUAUUUCACUAGCGUGUGAAUUAGCUUGAGGUGCAUUUUUAAUACUGUCAAGGGGUUUCUUGUAUUGGACUAAUAAAUGUCGGGGCGGCUUAUGGGCGGCGAAACUAGCACGGUGUAUAUACAAAUUGAUAGAACACUGUAGAACAAAAUAUUUUGUUCCACAGAUAGUAUGGAACAACUAUACGCGACAUGACACGAUAUUUCGAAAAAAUUACGCCCCGUUCUGUCGGAGAAAAACGUUACAUAUGCAGCGGCCUUUAGUCGACGCUGUUUGAAGCUGUCAAGAAACACAAAAUGUACGACAAUAAUAUGUCGAAUGACACAAUUAAUAACAGUUGAUGCAUUCCUUACUACAUUCCUAAGACGAAAAGUUACAGCUGUGUUUGUAGAUUAGGUAUUUUACAGAGAAUAUAAAAAUCAAUGAAUAUUCUUGCCAAAAAUGACAACUUGUACUGCUGAAAUGACACAAGUUGUUUUGUAGGGCAACUAUUAAUUAAAAAGCAUUUAUUAGACAAAUAGGUUUUAUAAUUUAUAAAGAGCUUUGGAUACUUGUUUCAAAGUUACAUCAGUCUGACAGCUUAAGAUUCAAUUUAGUAUGUAAGUUACGUUUAACUUAAUUGGAUUUAGUUCAAUAGGAUCGUAUGUCUAAUAUUAGCCAUAUAUUUUAUGGAUGUUUAUCUCUUAGAUCAAUGUCUAUAUCCUGAAGUUUGUUGUUAUUUCAGUGUUCUUCAUAAUAAUAUUAUGCGUGGUUGAAUUCAUGAAUUGUAUUUAUAUGGAAAGCAUUGUGUCGAUUUGAUUUGUUAUUUUUUUAUCCUUUUUUAUUUUUUUAAUAUUUGUUUUUAUAAUUUAUAAUACUCUUGUUUUUGGUGCUUUUUUUAAAUCUUUAAGAAUACAAAUGAGUAAGUCCUAUUGUGAUUCUGAGUGCCGACGCAUAUCUGGCGAGACAGCGUACAUUAUUUGACAUUGACGUUGAAAUAAAGUAGCAAGUAAUUUAUCUAUCUAAUGUGUGUUCUAUUGAGAACAUUUUGCCAGCUUCCUUUGUGCUGCGCCUCGCCAUAUGUGCACCGACCUUAAAGCUUGAUCCAUUAUCACCAUUCGCCCAAUCUGAUCACCGUAUUCAUAUAGCCGACGUGUAUCAACAAUGUCUAUAUGGCCGGGUAAUAAACCUUUUGUUUGCUUGCUUUAUGCUGCGCCUCGUUAUAUGUGCACCGACCUUAAAACCUGAUAUUAUUAUCAUUCGUCACAUACGUACACAUAUGACGCUUAAUACGGUACUUACGAAUAUACUGGUACGGAUUGGGCGAAUUAUAUAAUUCUAGACUCGGUGUAAACCAUCUACGAGGAAAUCUCGACAAUAGUCUAUCGAUGAUGCGAUCACGAUACGUUAGUGAAAUUAUCGUUUGAUAUAUCGUCACAUUGUAACGAUAAUGUGACGAUAUAUCAAACGCUCUGUAACGCAAAUAGUUCUGCGAACUUGUUGCAAAUCUACCUUGAUAACUUGUCACUUAUUAUUCACUAGCGGACGCCCGCGACUUCGUCCGCCCUUAGACCUCUUUACAGUAGCAUUGCUGUAAAAAUGGAGUAACUUCUUUUCUUUACUGCUCUGCUCCUAUUGAUCGUAGCGUGAUGAAAAGUAUACUAUAACCUGCCCAGGAGUAUGAAGAAUAAUUGUAUCAAGUUUCAUUAAAAUCCGUCGAGUAGUUUUUGUUUCUAUAACGAACAGACAGACAGACAAAAAUUUUACUGAUUGCAUUUUUGGCAUCAGUAUCGAUCUAAUCACCCCCUGAUAGUUAUUUUGGAAAUAUAUUUCAUGUACUGAAUUGACCUCUCAACAGAUUUAUUAUAUGUAUAGAUAUUUGAACAUAUUAUAUUAAUUUCUUUAUAACAUAUACCAGUGUAAACUAAUAGUUAUUUUUUUUUAUAUAUUUAUUUAUUCCAAAGGAGCGUUGUCGAUGUAGAGUGGUUGUUGAAAUAAAAUAAAUGUACAUUUACAUCA